AAUUUAAACGUAGAAUUUGAAUUCAUCUGUCGCAUGUCGCAUCGCCAUCGCCGAAUUUUUUUUAUCCUGCCUUUCUGAUAUUUGACGUCGUUGUUGUAGGUUGGUGUCGGUCUCGUUUUCACAAAUAAAGCAAGAUGGCAACUGACCAGGAACAGGCCGGAGAUUGCCCUGAUGAUAUCGAAUCUUUAGAGGAGGAAGAUCUCGGCCAGGAUGUCGCCAAGCAAUUAGACUCUUUUCCCGGCUUUUCGGCGCUGCAGCAACAGCGAAACGCCGAAAUGCUAGCCCGUUUACCGCCCGUUGUUAAACGGAGAAUCAAAGCUUUGAAAAAAAUGCAGUUAGAAACUACUAACAUUGAAGCGAGGUUUUUUAAGGAAGUUCACGAUUUAGAGUGUAAAUACCACAAACUGUACACACCUUUCUACGAAAAGAGGAACAAAAUAGUAAACGGCCAGUACGAACCUAACGAUGAGGAAUCUCAAUGGCCCUCUGACGACGAGGAGCUAACCGAGGCCAUUAAGGAAAAACUAAAAUUAGAGGAAGCCAAGGAUGUAGAUAUCAAAAAGGACAUGAAGGGCAUUCCAGACUUCUGGCUAACUAUUUUCAGAAACGUUUGCUUGUUAUCGGAAAUGGUACAACCCCACGAUGUACCCAUCUUAAAGCAUCUUGUUGAUAUCAAGACAAUUAUCAAAGAAAACCCAAUGAAUUUCAUAUUAGAAUUCCACUUUUCUCCCAACGAAUAUUUCACCAAUAGUGUACUUACGAAGGAGUACCAAAUGAAGUGCGUGCCCGAAGAGGACGACCCGUUCAGCUUCGAGGGUCCCGAGAUCUACAAGUGUUCGGGGUGCGUGAUCAAUUGGAACAAAGGCAAAAACGUGACCGUGAAGACGGUGAAGAAGAAACAGAAGCACAAGAGCCGCGGCGUCGUCAGAACGGUGACGAAGACCGUCCAGAACGAUUCGUUUUUCAAUUUCUUCAGUCCGCCGACCAUUCCCGAAGACACUAAAGAGGAGGACGUCGACGAAGAUUUGAGAAAUUUGCUGACUACGGAUUUCGAAAUUGGGCAUUACAUCAGAGAGAGGAUCGUGCCCAGGGCGGUGCUGUUUUUCACCGGAGAAGGUUGUGAAGAUGAGGAUGAAUUCGAGGAGGAGGAAGAGGAGGACGACGAGGAAGAAGAUGAAGGUGAUUCCGAUGAUAACAAAGAUGCAGGGCCGAAGGCCAUUAAGGAUCAAAAUUGCAAACAACAGUAAACUAUUACGGAGAUAUGUAAAAAUUAAUCCCGAGGGGGACAUGAAACGAUUUGCAAUCUUCCUAUUUUGUUUUUUUCUUUGAUUUCUGCUUUUUGAGAUUACCGUUACAAAUUCAUUGUUUCUAUUGUCAGUUUUAGAUCUAUUGUUAACAAGACUGUUUUUUGUAGCCGCUACAUCCAGGUUUAAACAAUUUCCUAAAUUAAUUUGUUUUGUAUGGAAAAAUAUAUAUUGAAUAAAAAAA
This is a messenger RNA of Phyllotreta striolata, 1488 nucleotides long. The record is from the annotation of a GenBank genome assembly. NCBI's taxonomy places the organism in Eukaryota, Metazoa, Arthropoda, Insecta, Coleoptera, Chrysomelidae.